Chelonoidis abingdonii (Abingdon island giant tortoise) is the source of this 2339-nucleotide messenger RNA. NCBI's taxonomy places the organism in Eukaryota, Metazoa, Chordata, Testudines, Testudinidae. The record is from RefSeq and is a predicted model, not a curated record.
GCAGCUGCCCGUGAGCAGGAAACAAGCCCGAGGAAAGCCGCAGGCUCUGGGCCCCCCAUUGUCAUGGAGCGGAAGGUAGCCAGGGAGUUCAGGCACAAGGUUGACUUGCUUAUUGACAAUGAAGCAGAGAAGGAUUACCUUUAUGAUGUGCUACGGAUGUACCACCAAUCCAUGAAUCUCCCAGUACUGGUAGGGGACCUAAAGCUUGUGAUUAAUGAACCGAGUAGAUUGCCGCUGUUUGAUGCCAUCCGUCCCCUUAUCCCAUUAAAACAUCAAGUGGAAUAUGAUCAUCUGACGCCUAAACGAUCAAGAAAACUGAAGGAAGUGAGACUGGAUCGUUUGCAUCCUGAAGGGCUUGGAAUAAGUGUGCGAGGAGGACUGGAAUUUACUUGUGGCCUCUUUAUCUCUCAAUUAAUUAAAGGUGGACAAGCAGACAGUGUUGGGCUUCAGAUUGGAGAUGAGAUAGUUCGGAUAAAUGGGUACUCCAUCUCUUCAUGCACUCAUGAGGAAGUAAUAAAUCUCAUCCGCACAAAGAAAACAGUGUCCAUAAAAGUAAGACAUGUUGGCAUGAUACCUGUCAAAAGCUCUCCAGAUGAGCCUCUUAAGUGGCAAUUUGUGGAUCAGUUUGUGUCAGAUUCUGGGGAGGGGAAAGGCAGCGUUGCUGGGCUCGCUUCAUCUGGAGGAAGGGACAAUAAAGAGAAGAAAGUCUUCAUUAGUCUGAUUGGUUCAAAGGGCAUGGGAUGCAGCAUUUCCAGUGGUCCAACACAAAAACCAGGCAUUUUUAUCAGCAAUAUUAAACCAGGUUCUCUUUCUGCUGAGGUGGGGCUGGAGAUUGGUGAUCAGAUUGUUGAAGUAAAUGGAGUGGAUUUUUCUAAUGUGGACCACAAAGAGGCUGUGAGAGUGUUAAAAAGCAGUCGAACCCUAACUAUCUCUGUUGUAUCAGGAGCUGGGAGAGAGCUGUUCAUGACUGAGGAUGAGAGGCAGCGAGAGGCGAGUCUUCGUGAACAGGAACGCCAGGAGUUACUGCAUCAGAAGCGGCUUGCAUUAGAGACUAACAAACUCCUCAAAGAGCAGCAAGAGAAAGAGAGACAAAGGAAACUGGAGAUUUCUCAAAAGGCUGCAGAAGAAGAAGAAAGAUACCGUAAAGAAAUUGAACAGAUAACAGCAGAAGAAGAGAAAUUUAAAAAGGAAUGGGAAGAAGAUUGGAGGCCUAAAGAGUCACCUAAGCCUGUAAAAACUGUAACUGCAGAUGUACAUCCAGCCCCUACUCCUAAACACAGAAUAGAUUUAAAGGGAGUUGCACAUGACCAACUUGCAGCAGAUGACAUGGAUGGAGUGAUCACGAAGCAGAACAAACAGGGCUUCCAGAAGUAUGUGGAAGAUUUUGACCCCUAUACAAUGUUUCCAGCAGAUCAGAUCAUGGGAAAAGAUGUGCGGCUGUUACAUAUUAAAAAGGAAGGACCAUUAGAUCUUGCAGUAGAGGGAGGCAUUGAUUCCCCAAUUGGAAAAAUAGUAGUGUCUGCUAUCUAUGAGGGUGGUGCCGCAGACAAACACGGAGGCAUCGUGAAAGGAGAUGAAAUAAUGGCUGUGAAUGGCAAGAUUUUAGUUGAUGUGACGCUGACAGAAGCCCAGACAACUCUAGCCAAAGCCUGGAAUGUGGGCGGGGAUUGGAUUGACUUAGUCAUUGCAGUGUCUCCUCCAAAGGAAUAUGAUGAUGAAAUGACUUUUUUUUAAAGUAAAGAAGGUAAAGCUGAAGAAACUAAGUCUGUGCCCCGAAGAAAGCUGCCGAUUCAUAAAUAUCAAAUCAAUAACUUUGCAAAAUCUAUUUUUAUAUGAGAGAAAUAUGAUUUUAGACUGUACAGAGAAUUCAACUGGACUAGAGAGAAACCUCAUAUUUAGACUCUUUGGGCAACUUACGUAAUUUCAUGAUCUUCCCAUAGAUCCAAAGCAACGUGGUUAUAGGAGAAAGAUAAUUUCUGAGAAAUGUUGCCAACGCAAAAUAGUUUAUUCUAUAAAAUCUAUUUUUCUGUAGGGUUUGGGGGCCAAAUUUUGAAAACUGGCCUCCGAAAGUGCACCUGCAGUUUGCCUAGAAAUGUAUAUCAGUAUGCACAGAUGGGAGGUUGAAAAUCAUAUACUUUCUCUCAAGCAGCUUCAUAAGUCAGCUUGGAGGGGGCUGACUGGCAUUUGUACCGUAUAUAUUGUAUUUUUCUAAUGAGGUCUGAGGUGUCAGUCUUUGUAACUCCUCUUAACAUUAAUAGAGAUUAUCCUUGUAAAUCAAUCAGAGUCCAAUUCUGCCUCCCUUACACACACACACUGAAAUUCACCAUUGUGCGGAAGAC